AUGGCUGGAACUGGCGAGGGAAAGAAAGAAGAGGCCGACUACAAGAGACUACACAGCUUCCCUCUCAUCAGGCACACGGACAUGCCGGAGGAAAUGCGUGUGGAGACAAUGGAGUUGUGUGUAACCGCGUGUGAAAAAUUUGCCACCAACAAUGAGAGCGCCGCCAAAAUGAUUAAGGAAUCCAUGGACAAGAAGUUUGGCAGCUCGUGGCAUGUGGUGAUCGGCGAAGGCUUCGGUUUUGAGGUCACGCACGAAGUCAAGAACUUGCUAUACAUGUUCUUUGGUGGAAGUCUUGCCGUAUGUGUUUGGAAGUGCUCCUAG
Nerophis lumbriciformis (worm pipefish) is the source of this 321-nucleotide messenger RNA. The record is from RefSeq and is a predicted model, not a curated record. Lineage: Eukaryota; Metazoa; Chordata; Actinopteri; Syngnathiformes; Syngnathidae.